Brenthis ino (lesser marbled fritillary) is the source of this 207-nucleotide messenger RNA. NCBI's taxonomy places the organism in Eukaryota, Metazoa, Arthropoda, Insecta, Lepidoptera, Nymphalidae. The record is from the annotation of a GenBank genome assembly.
AUGAGUGAAGAUUCUUCCGAAUUAUCUGAUUCCUCUUCUUGCUCGAGUUCCCAUAACGUGGAAACGGUGGCAGUGGAGGUUCAUGAGCAGGAGCCGCAACGGGCCAAGUCAAGUGCCCUGCCAACCACGCCUGCUCCUUGCCAAACACAGCGAAAACGGAAGCGUUCAGGCUCAAAGGAGCGCAGUGAAAAAAGGAGAAAACGUCUC